AUGCCUAAUAAAAUUACUAAAAUUUUGAACUGCAUAAGCUGCAAUUUUCUGCAAUUUAAAAUUUAUUUCAUGAAUAAUAACAACAACAACACUAUGGAAAGAAAUCGGCUCCUUAUCUAUAAUCUCGAAGAUUUCACUCAGCAUCUCGAUAAAAUUUACAGUCCAGAGCUCAUAAAAUCUCCUGUUAAACAUAGCUAUCCCCAUGCCCAAGAAAGUUUUCUCGAUAUCAUGAAUUCAAUUCCUAACGAUUUUGAAAAUUCUCCUCAAUUAACCAGAAAUUCAACAAAUAAAGAGUACAAAUUUCACUCAGAUGCUAUCUUUUCUUUCUCUUCAAAAGUAAGAGAAGAAGCUAAGAGAAUGACUAGCAAAGGCUUAGAUUUGAAGCGUGUUGUGCAGAAAAUGAACGAUGAUUUGUCAAGCAUGCUUAAUAAUCACCAUGAGGUUCUAUCAUUUCUAAUUGACUCGCAGCAUUCUGGAGAAGUGUUAAAAGAAUGUGAUAUAAAUCUGAAGGGAGGAUGAAAAGAAAAUUUAAAAGUUUUAACGGAAAGAAGUGAAAUGAAAAAGCAUUACACUUCGAUUUUUAUCUAA
Blepharisma stoltei is the source of this 588-nucleotide messenger RNA. The record is from the annotation of a GenBank genome assembly. NCBI's taxonomy places the organism in Eukaryota, Ciliophora, Heterotrichea, Heterotrichida, Blepharismidae.